AUUAUAUAUUGUUUUUUAUAUAAAGUAAACAAACAGUGAAACACAAGACACAAACACACACUUAUAUAUCUGAUAUAUACUUCAAGAGUUGUCUAACAAAUUAUUUUACCGAUAAUAAAGUGACCAUUUUUUGGUUGUUGGUUAUCUAUUUAUCUAUUUUUUUGGUGACCAAAUCAUUCACCCGAACAAAGGAUUAACGGGUCGGUGACCUCUGUGUGCGAGCGCGCGACCACUGCUUCAAUAACCGUAUGGAUAUGUUAUUCACUAUAGUAUACGAUGUGUGUGAGUGUGUGACCACUACUAAAUGUGACCACUAAGAGCCCCCGAUAAUUACCGAUAAUAGAGAGAGAGAGAGAGAGAUGUGCAAAAAGUGUGAGUCCUGUGAUGGCCAUCAAAACUCGCUUAUCGACGGCUGCCGUCGAAAUGAGGUCAGCACUGUUAGCGUUGUUCCCCGUAAAUUGGUGGCCACUAAGAGGCCAAUCGACGCCUCCGCUAACGAUGACCAAGAGUUCAACGAUUGGGAAGGUAUUAAAAGGCGACGCAUUUGUCCACAAAAUCUGGUGAUCCGUUUGUUGCGACGCGAAGUGAGCUACGGUCGACCAGUUGGCGGCUGCGGUAUCGGUCGCCACGGCCUGAGGUCACUGCACCAGAAUAUUGUACCGAACUUUACGAUUGUUAACAUUGAAAAACCAAACUGUUUUCUACGCAAGUUUACGCCCGACGGUCGCCACUUAUUGGCCUUCAGUGCCGACCAAACUUGUAUCGAGAUUUACCAAUAUAUGGGUCCGUCGGCCGCAUCUCAUCUCUUGAAAGACAUCCCCUCUGCCCAAGAGUUCACAACCAAUGGAAGCGACGAAAAGUCUCAACGACUCAAAAGCAAAGUAUUUGAGACAUUAUUCAAGUUGAAGAAUGUGGUAAAUGUGACCACAAAUGGCGAACAAUUGAAUCGCGAGUGCAGUCUGUUUACAGACGACAGCCGUUUUGUUAUUGUUUGUUCGGCUGCAUUAGUCGGCGAAGAGUCGCCGCCCGUCUACUUUGAUAUCUAUCGAAACAACGAAUCUGUUUCGCCGAGCCAACGGUCGCCACUUGAAGACUAUUCCCUACAUUUGAUUGACAUAAUCAAUGGUAGAGUAUGUGAUAAGCGUGUGUUCAAAACCGAUAAAAUCAUACUGAGCCACAACCAGGGCAUCUAUUUAUAUCGGAAUACUCUGGCCGUACUGUCUGUCCAACAUCAGACCAUUCAUGUGUUUCAGAUCUCCAAAGAGGGCCAAUUCAUUGAUGCCAAAAGUAUUGGCCGAUUUUGUUACGAAGACGACGAAUUUCUUGUAUCAUCGGCAGCAACCAGAGAGAGGUCGGCUUCAACUGGUAGCCGACACCAUCAUCACCAGUCGAAUAUUAUUAGGCCAUUCCGUGAAGUGACACUGAAUUCACUUAAACAUCGAUUAAUGGUUUUUCUCUAUCGAAAAGCUCAUCUCGAAAGUCAACUGAAUGGUAACAAUUUGCCACUUCGCCGAUUCUACCAGAACUUUGACCAGUUUUGUGCGCUUCGUAUAUGGAAAAUGCAAUUAUUAGAUGAAAAUCAUUUGCUUCUCAAGUAUGCCAGCGAAGAAGUAAUCACUUUACGUCUGUCCGAUCUCAAUAGUCCGCCGUCGCUGUUCGUUGUCUACAAUAUCAAUACCAGUUGUGUGAUCUCAGUCUUCGAGAAUACAUCGGAAGAGUUGUUGCAACUAUUUGAAAGUUUUUGCGAUCUGUUCCGUAACUGUUCCCUACAGAGUUCCCAGCAAUUGAUUUGUUCGCCAUCUAAUAACAUACAUUCACGACUAUUGCAGCAACGGUUUAAGCAAACCAUUGUCAAUGCCCGUAACGGUGGCCAAACCGAAGCCGUUAGACGACUGUUGGCUCAGUUACCGAUUAGCGCUCAAUCGUUUACGUGCAGUCCAUAUCUGGAUCUGUCACUGUUUAGCUAUGACGACAAAUGGAUAACAUUGAUGGAAAGACCCCGAUCCUGUGGCGAUCAUCCCAUACGUUUCUAUGCACGCGAUUCAGGUAUACUUAGGUUUAAGAUAUUUACCGGUUUGCAGAACCAUCGGACCACUGUAUCAACUGCCAGAAGACUGGUUGCAUUUACUUUGCAUCCAACUGAUCCAUUGUUGAUCAGUGUUCAGCGUAUUAAUGCUGAAUAUGUGGUUAAUUUGCACGUCAGACACUUUAAUCCCUAA
Oppia nitens is the source of this 2219-nucleotide messenger RNA. It is a transcript of the gene abo, whose product is annotated as DET1 homolog. The transcript is spliced from 2 exons. The coding region runs from base 360 to 2219 and encodes 619 amino acids. NCBI's taxonomy places the organism in Eukaryota, Metazoa, Arthropoda, Arachnida, Sarcoptiformes, Oppiidae. Gene Ontology annotation, biological process: protein ubiquitination; positive regulation of proteasomal ubiquitin-dependent protein catabolic process. Gene Ontology annotation, cellular component: cullin-RING ubiquitin ligase complex; nucleus. Gene Ontology annotation, molecular function: ubiquitin protein ligase binding; ubiquitin-like ligase-substrate adaptor activity. The record is from RefSeq and is a predicted model, not a curated record.